AUGGAAGACUAUCAAAGGUGGCGAAGAAGAGAACUUAACGAGAGGAAUAAGAGGAGGCCCGAGUACAGGUAUUUUCCAAACAGAACCGCCUUUCACACCUUCGGGUUCACCCUCGCCACCUGUCUGUCCGUUAUGGGAAUAUCGUCGCUGCUGAUUGUGGUUCUGGAGAGAGCCGCCGAAAAAAAUGACCAAAAGAAAAGGUAUCAAGAACGGUUCGUUAAAACAGACAUGUUCAGAGACAACCUUUCACUCGUUUGGGGGUCGCUCCACAGAAACGACGUCGAGUUCCAGAGGAGAAGGCUCAAUCUGCCGGCGCAACCGGCUUCGUCCGUUAUGAUCAGGGACCCUGAGGUUAAGUACCCUGAGCCCACUGGCCAAGUAACUUUGUAA
Molecule: messenger RNA, 390 nt
Organism: Theileria orientalis strain Shintoku
Lineage: Eukaryota; Apicomplexa; Aconoidasida; Piroplasmida; Theileriidae
Exons: 2
Coding region: 1-390 (129 amino acids)
Source: RefSeq, a predicted model, not a curated record